GCAAUGCGUUGUAUUUGUAUCGCUGACUUUAAACGCCGAUGACAGUACAGGAUGGAGGCAGUUCUAGCCAAGUAUGAGAAUAAUAUCGUGUUCGAGUAUUUAGAAGACUUGCCAGAAUCGGAUGAGCCGGUAUGGAUUUUGGGAGUGUGUUACAAUACUAAAACAAACAAAGCAGAGCUGCUCUCAGACGUGCGAUCAAGACUGUGGUUUACAUACAGAAAAAAGUUUUCGCCCAUAGGAGGAACAGGUCCUUCAUCAGACACAGGCUGGGGCUGCAUGCUACGAUGCGGACAGAUGAUUCUUGCACAGGCUUUGCUCUGUAGGCACCUUGAACGUGAUUGGCGAUGGGAUCCAGAAAAGCAUCAGCCUAAAGAGUAUCACCGUAUCUUGCGCUGUUUUCUUGACAAGAAGGAUAGCUGCUACUCCAUCCACCAGAUGGCUCAGAUGGGUGUUGGAGAGGGUAAGUCUGUUGGAGAAUGGUACGGUCCAAAUACCGUGGCACAAGUGCUCAAGAAACUUGCUUUGUUUGAUGAUUGGAAUUCUUUGGCUGUGUACGUGUCAAUGGACAAUACGGUUGUUAUUGAGGACAUCAAGAAACAGUGUCAUCAGCCACGCUAUGAAAGCAGGUCCAGGGCCGGUCCCUGUAGCCAGGGUGAGGUCUCGGUGUCCGGCCAGAGCUGUUCAGAGGGCCAGGGAAGAGCCAUUCAGCCAAAAAGGCCCCUGGACUGGAGGCCCCUGCUGCUGUUGAUUCCUCUCCGGAUGGGUAUCAACAACAUCAACCCGGUUUAUAUUCAGGCCCUCAAGGAGUGUUUUAAAAUGCCGCAAUCAUGUGGUGUUUUAGGAGGAAAGCCCAACCUGGCCUAUUAUUUUAUUGGAUUUAUUGAUGAUGAGUUGAUCUAUCUGGACCCUCACACCACCCAGCAGGCCGUGGAGUCUGAAUCCAACAUUGUUGUGGAUGAUCAGAGCUAUCACUGUCAGAGGACUCCACACCGCAUGAAAAUCACAAACCUGGACCCUUCUGUCGCAGUGGGUUUUUUCUGCAGGACUGAGGCGGACUUUGACAGCUGGUGUAAGCUGGUUCAGCAGGAGCUCCUCAAGAAGAGAAACUUGCGUAUGUUUGAGCUGGUUGAGAAACAUCCAUCUCAUUGGCCUCCGUUUGUUCCCCCCACCAAACCAGACGUGCAGACCACAGGAGCAGAGUUCAUUGAGUCUCCAGACAAGCUUUUUGAGUCGGAGGAGGAGUUUGAGAUCCUAAACGUGUGAUCUCCAUCUCACUCAGCUGAUCAACCAAUGAGAGUCCUGGCUGAGGAGGCAUCAGAGAUGUUCUUCUGCGUUACAUUGCACAAGUGCCUCAGAUCAACACCAAGCACAACACGAUCACUGUACAAGUAAACAAAGCAAACAACAGCCAGGACAGUACCAGACUGACACAUCUACUGUCAUCAUAAAUGAGCCUGUGCCGUUUUAAGUUGAUCUGCGGUUAGCAGGACAACCAAGCCAAGGAUCCCUGUAGCAACCCUGUGUGACAUUUAGCCUCAUUUGGAGGCUCAGACUUGUUUUUAAUUUUCAAAAAAAAAAGCUAUCAGGACUGUCAAUUCAAUUUGCAUGAACUUUAUUGUAAUGUUUUACAGAACGGUGCAUGAGGAUGAUAUCUUUACAACCUCAACACAGUCUACCUCCUGACUGCAGGAGACGGCAAAUAUGCAGACAUCUUUUAUUCAGUGUUAUUCGAGGAAAGAAAUAACCUUAAUGGUUACAUAAGUGCCUAUCUCUUUGACAUAUUUAUGUUUUUGUUUCUGACUGGUAAAGGUGAUGUUUCCUUUCCUUAUUAAGAUGGGUUAAUGAUUUACCCACCCCUGCACACUUGUGUAAAUAUGGCUUCAUAUUAAGAUAUUUAAAUACAUUUAGCAAGACUUGGAUUUGUCUUAUCACUUUUUAAAACGAUAAACUGUAAAGCUACUGUCCCUUUAUAAUAAUGAUAUCUUUGUAUCAGGUUAAUUCUUCACUGUCUAAAAAUGUAUGAAAUUAUAAAAGUUAUUUAAUGUUUGUUAGUAUUGGGAAAUGUGACGGUCGCAUACAAAGUCAUUGUUACUAAUAGUUUUUGGUUUUGGAUUGUAUUACGUAAUUAAAAAUGGAUGUUUUAUUA
This is a messenger RNA of Paramisgurnus dabryanus, 2146 nucleotides long. It is a transcript of the gene atg4a, whose product is annotated as autophagy related 4A, cysteine peptidase. The record is from RefSeq and is a predicted model, not a curated record. Gene Ontology annotation, biological process: aggrephagy; autophagosome assembly; protein delipidation. NCBI's taxonomy places the organism in Eukaryota, Metazoa, Chordata, Actinopteri, Cypriniformes, Cobitidae. Gene Ontology annotation, cellular component: cytoplasm. Gene Ontology annotation, molecular function: protein-phosphatidylethanolamide deconjugating activity; cysteine-type endopeptidase activity.